AUGAUAGAAUUAAUAUUUAUGAAUAUUCAUGUCAUAGUCGAACCACCAGAGAGUACCACCACCUCAAGCCGUGAACAGGAAUUACUCAAGCAAGUCGCUUCAUUGCAGGCAUUACUUAAUAAAUCCACCUAUGACUUCGACGUCAUCGUUCACCCGAAACGGAAGUGGACCUCAAAUAUUGAACAUGCGAUUCUCGAAGGCCUCAAAGAAUAUAUACACAAUUAUUCACCUCAGAGCGAUCAAGACCUUUGUAAAAUCCUCCGCAUAUUCGUGUCAGAUAAAAAACUCAAGUUUACUGUAUUCAUCGAGACGCCAUCAAAACUAUUUAACUCCUGGAUCUUCUCUAAAGUGUGUGAGCUCUAUGAGCUUAGCGAUGACCUGAAUCCUAGUAUUGAUGUAUAUCCAGUUUUUCAAUGCGGAUGUGUUAACACUAAGGAGGAAAAGUAUAAAGAAGGGUUGUGUAAACUUUUUGAUGAAUUGGAAACUUGUCAUGACAACCCCAUUGACGUGUCCUAUGAGGCCACAAAAAGCAUCUAUUUCUAUUCCUUUCUCACCUCAGCAACUUACCCAUUUAAAAUCCAAAUAAAAAUAGUACCUGAAAAGUUAGUCGAAGUGUUUAAGCUGUCGAAGCCUCUAUUUGUUGCGUAUGAAGAUGAGGGUAUGAAAGACAUGGCAGAAAAAGUCCUUGAUCAAAUUUUAUGGUUACUAGAAGAAGCGCAGAAGCCG
Molecule: messenger RNA, 726 nt
Organism: Funneliformis caledonium
Lineage: Eukaryota; Fungi; Glomeromycota; Glomeromycetes; Glomerales; Glomeraceae
Source: the annotation of a GenBank genome assembly